AUGAAUCAAGACGGCAUGGCAUGGUGCCAUCGUUUAUCCACCUUCUUGAUUGAUAUGCUCCUGCAGUCCAAACAAUGGCGUUACUACGGAUUUGUUGAACUACAAGUAGAAGUUAAGUACACAAGUAAUAGGAACAAAACAGAAAGUUUGUUUUACGGAAGUGUAACUUCGAGUAAUUUUUAUCGAUCCCCCUAUAAUUUUCCAAUUCAUUUUCAUUUGAGGAAUUCAACUUCGACUGCGCAUGACAAAGUGAAGAAACUACGCAAAGAACCAGAGUAUCCAGUACGACUCCAAAAUGUCACAAGAACUGCAACCUUAUCAGAACGAGGGAGCCAGUACCCCCUCCUCCUCCACCCGGACAAGAAAUGGCACCAAAACAACCAAGAACUCAAUGCUCCGCAUCUCCUACGGUUUUUCCGACGAUCUCCAGUUCCAGCUCCCAAUUGCUUCUCCUGCGGUUGUGAAGAACAGCCUUAUCCUUCUUCUGAGAGAAAAAGUUCCCUUCUUUCCUGGUGGGACAAAUCGGUUGCCGCAGUAUUUUACCUACCAAAUGGAACUGGAUGA
Molecule: messenger RNA, 564 nt
Organism: Amoebophrya sp. A120
Lineage: Eukaryota; Dinophyceae; Syndiniales; Amoebophryaceae
Source: the annotation of a GenBank genome assembly